GGUGAAAAUGUCCAGAUAUCCCAGCAGUAACAUUGCUGCUGCCCUCUGUCUUCAUCUCUGUGUCUGUUGGAUGAACUUCAGGACUUCAGCCUGUGCUGAGUUCUGUGGAGCUGCCGCGGUCUGUCCUUCCUCCUCCUCCUGGUUCUCUUCCUCCUCCUCUUCCUCCUCCUGCUCCUCUUUAUUGUGCAGCUAAAUCCGUAGCGGAUGUCCCUUUAACAGGCAGAGGCAGCCAGCAGCAGAGGAGAGGAAGCAGCUCUCUCCUCCUUCAAACUGACCAGCGCGUCUUUCUGGCUCCUUCCGGCCGACGCGGACCAGAGCAUCCAAUCUGCAGCUCUCCUCCACAAGCGGUGCUGAGGAGCUGCAAGUAAGCAGAGGAAGAGGAGGCCAUGUUCCCACCACAGAUCACAGCCACAGUGAGCUCUGCGUGUGUUUGAGGACAGGAGUCUCCCCUCUGGCCCGUCCAGUCUGCUCGCUGUCCAGAACCAAAAGCACCAAACAGCCGACACCACAGACAGCCAUGGCCUUCACUCUGUCGGAAAUCAUGGCGGCAAGGCGGCAGCAGUCCCAGGCCCAGUCACACACUCAGAGAGGCAGCAGGGCGGCUGUGGAGGUUGAUGAGUACAGCACCAACCCCACACAGGCCUUCACCUUCUACAACAUCAACCAGGGCCGCUUCCAGCCACCGCAUGUCCACAUGGUGGACCCGAUGCCCCACGACACUCCCAAACCUCCAGGUUACACACGCUUCGUGUGUAUUUCAGACACUCAUUCACGCACAGACGCCAUCCAGAUGCCGUACGGAGACGUGUUCAUUCAUGCUGGAGACUUCACCGAGCUCGGGCUGCCCUCUGAGGUCAAAAAGUUCAAUGACUGGCUAGGUACUCUGCCCUACGACAUCAAAAUAGUGAUUGCUGGGAACCAUGAGUUGACCUUUGACCAGGAGUUCAUGGCAGACCUCAUCAAACAGGACUUCUACUACUUCCCGUCAGCCUCCAAACUGAAGCCUGAGAAUUAUGAGAAUGUCCAGUCGCUGCUCACCAACUGCAUCUACCUGCAGGACUCUGAGGUCACUGUGCGAGGCUUCAGGAUCUAUGGCUCUCCGUGGUGAGUGACUGCAGCUCUCUGCACAAGUCAACAAGUUUGAAAUGUGUAACUGAUGAUAUCUGUCCUGUUUGGCUGCUAUGCUGAGAAUGAGAAAGAAUGUGAUGCGAUGAGGGUGGAGGAUUACUUGGUUGGGUGAGUGAGUC
This is a messenger RNA of Poecilia latipinna (sailfin molly), 1247 nucleotides long. Its product is annotated as metallophosphoesterase domain-containing protein 1-like. Bases 518 to 1108 code for a protein of 196 amino acids. NCBI's taxonomy places the organism in Eukaryota, Metazoa, Chordata, Actinopteri, Cyprinodontiformes, Poeciliidae. Gene Ontology annotation, molecular function: hydrolase activity. The transcript is spliced from 4 exons. The record is from RefSeq and is a predicted model, not a curated record.